AUGUCCAAUUCUGUAUUCAUGAUCGAUGUUCACACUCACAUGUAUGAUGAAAAGUUCCUAUUACCUACCAUCAGCUUCGAUGAUUCAAAUAAUAGAGACAAAGAUUACUCGGAAUUGGAUCGAGUCAUUGAAAACGCAACAAAUCAAAAUAUUCAACGAAUAAUUGUGGUUAGUGAAGAGGAGAACACGGCACAUCAAGUGCUAGAGCUCUGUAAAAGAUAUCCGAACGUGAUUAGAGGAGGAAUAGGCUUACAUCCGUGUUGUGUUUCCAGUGAAGAGCAAAUUUAUAGAAUUCGUGAUUUAAUAUUAAAACAUCUGGAUGAACUUUGUUGCAUUGGAGAGGUUGGACUUGAUUUCACUCCUGGAGUAUUGAACGGUAUAUUAGAAAGAAAUCCUCAUUUACAAAGUAUUGAACAAGUCAAACAAUUACAACGCAAAGCGCUUGAGGUUUUCAUUGAAUUGAGUAAGGAGACUGGUCUUGCCUUAAAUGUACAUUCUCGUAGUGCUGGAAGGCCAACCAUACAAUUACUACAUGAAAAAGGAGCCAGCAAAGUGCUCAUGCAUUGCUUUGACGGUAGUGCUAAAGUUAUAAAAGAAGGGCUGACUUUUGGAUAUUAUUUUAGUGUUCCAGCAAAUGUCAUUCGAUCCAAACAAAUACAACAGUUAGUAGAGAUUGUUCCAAUCGAUAGAAUUUUAUUAGAAACAGAUUCGCCGGCUCUCGUUCCCAAUCUUCCUGAACAGAAAGAUUUUGCAACCAAGGAAGAGUUCGAUCAAGCAAUUAAGAAGGCAAGAAAUGAUCCGUCGAAUAUUCCGCUAUCUGCGCAAAUGAUUGCACAAAUCAAAAAAUUAACUUUGCCUGAAGUCAUUUUUCAAACAUUCGAAAGCACAAAACGACUUUUCCCUAGAGCGGUUAAGUGA
Messenger RNA from Naegleria lovaniensis, 918 nucleotides. RefSeq lists its product as uncharacterized. The coding region runs from base 1 to 918 and encodes 305 amino acids. The record is from RefSeq and is a predicted model, not a curated record. Gene Ontology annotation, molecular function: hydrolase activity, acting on ester bonds. NCBI's taxonomy places the organism in Eukaryota, Heterolobosea, Eutetramitea, Acrasida, Naegleriidae. The transcript is spliced from 4 exons.